This is a messenger RNA of Rhodotorula toruloides NP11, 2349 nucleotides long. Its product is annotated as XPG I-region protein. The transcript is spliced from 9 exons. Gene Ontology annotation, cellular component: nucleus. Gene Ontology annotation, biological process: DNA double-strand break processing; DNA recombination; mismatch repair. Lineage: Eukaryota; Fungi; Basidiomycota; Microbotryomycetes; Sporidiobolales; Sporidiobolaceae. The record is from RefSeq and is a predicted model, not a curated record. Bases 1 to 2349 code for a protein of 782 amino acids. Gene Ontology annotation, molecular function: 5'-flap endonuclease activity; 5'-3' DNA exonuclease activity.
AUGCCUGUCCGCGGGCUCGAUGUCUGGCUCGCAGAGCGCGGUCUCGUCAAGGAGUGCCCGCUCCAGGCGCUCGCCGGCACUCGACUAGGCAUUGACGCCCAUCACUAUCUCCGCAAACUGCUCAGCCUGCGCGAACCGCUCGACAAGCAUGAUGCUUUCACUGCUGCGAUUGGCGGACUGCCUUUGACGCUGGCGACGGAGAUCGAGGGCAACAUGCACACGCUGCAGUCGCUCGGAAUCAAGCCGGUCAUUGUCUUCAACGGCAUCAACCCUCUCGACCGCGAGCGACCUUCUCCGAACGACGAGCGCAGCUGGCGGCGAGGGCAGGCGUGGGAGCACUACGAGCACGGUCGCUUGCCGCAGGCGCAGACAGACUUCGGCUCGUCGAGCUCGAUCUCGCCGCAAGAUGUCUUCCGUCUCGUCCUGCGCCAGUUCAAGCAGCGCACAACCGAGUUUGUCGUCGCGCCUUACCUCGCCUGGGCCCAACUCGCCUACCUCGAACGCCAUGAGCGAGCCUACGUCCACUCGAUCUACGGAGCGAACGAGCUGUUCAUGUUCGACGGACUCGACCGCAUCAUCCUCGACAUCGACUUCGACCGCCAGACCAUCUCCUUCGCCUCGAAAGCUGCCCUUCUCGACUCUAUGAGCCUCACCUCGGACCAGUUCCUCGACCUCUGCGUCCUCGCCGGCUUCGACGGCUCACCUACCUUCCCCGCCAUCGACCCUCAGGGCUUCCACCUUCGCUCGGUCGUCGAAGCGAUCAAGCAGCGUGGCUCAGGCGUGAACGCUGUCCUCGCACACCAGAACUUCGGCCCCGUCUACCAGUCCAACUACGCCGACACCUUUGCCCGCUCACGCGCCAUGAUCAAGUUCUCCCUCGUCCUCGUCGCCCACGAAGGGCGCGUCCUCCCUCUCCCGCUCAUUACUCCUCCAGCGGCACCUAUCGGCCCCAACUCUCACCAGCACCAGUCUCCUCAAAUCUACACCUCUGCAGACAUUCCCGUCGACCUCGGCGAAAUCUUCUCCUCGCACUUCCCCGAAGAGGUGUACUACCAGAUCUUCCGCGGCCUCGUCGCCCCACAGGUCAUCUCCCCUCUCGCGACAGGCCAGGUCAUCGAGCAGACGCCUCUCUGCGGCAGCACGCUCGAGUACGAGCGGUACAUCAAGUCGCUCAACGAGCUGCCGCAGUCGCCGCGAUGCGUCUCGCUCGCCCUCGUCAGCAACGUCCUCAACCCGCUGUGGAGCAAGAAGCCCGUCUCGGCCGUGUACUACUUCCAGCCCGGCGCAGAAACGGUCAUCCCGCACGCUGCGCCGCAUACCCAGGCAUUUGUCGAGAGCGUGUCGAAGUGGAACGUCGGUGCGCGGCACAUCGAGGACGAGCUGCGGAGACAGGCUUCCUCGACCAUCGACCUUUGCCUGUGCCUCGGCGGCACGAGCACGGCCAGUCUGGCGCAGCGGACAAUUGUGCCGAAGAACGCGGACCGACCGCUCGACAAGAAGGACGAGAUCGUCGCCAAUACGCUCUGGCGCUUCCUCGAGCUGCGAUCCUUCCUCACCUCGGCGCAUCAGCACACCCCUCACGCGGCUGCGCUCCACCUCGCGAUGAAGAACUCAAAGGUCAACGACAAGUUCCAAGAGCCGCUCUUCCUCGCUAUGGAGCUCCUGCGCGCCAACGUCCUGCACAACGGCCGCAUCGGGACGCGGCCAUACUCGGGCGGUCCGAACCUCGGCGGGACCGAGGCGGACAAGCGGAGUAUGCUGCUCGUGAUGCGGGUACUGAGUAUCGUUCCGCUCGUCUUCACCCCCGGCGCCUGGAACGGGCCCUUGUCGCGCGAGCUCCUCGUCUUCAACUCCUUCAUCCGCGCCACCUCCCGCUCGAUGCGCACGCUCAUCGAAGCCGUCGCCGUCAACUUUCUCCUCCGCUCGGACGCCCAGCGGUCGUACAACGACUACCUCGGCGUUGCUUUCUCGUUGCCGUUCCAAACCGACACGAACACGGGCAUGGGCAUCUUGUUCAAGGCGUACGGGGACGCGUUCACGAGCAUGGCGGGCGGGCUCGAGAUGGUCCAGCGGUCGUUGGUCAAGGACGGAGGGGAGGGAGCGUUGUCAGCUGAGGAGAAGGAGAAGGUCCGCGCGGCGAAGGAGGAAGUCCUUGGGUUGUUGCAGGGCGCCUUCACGAACGUCAAGAGCGUCCGCGCCGAACUCGAGCGCGGUUUCCGCUUCUGGAACUUGAUCAUGCUCGCAGUCCGCUCGCUCCGCCAGCCGACAGCCGGACCGUCCAUCGCACCCGACCUCGCCGACCAGUUCGAAGCAGCAGACGUCUGGCUCAAGCCGUUCGUCUUGCAAUGA